Molecule: messenger RNA, 818 nt
Organism: Salvelinus fontinalis (brook trout)
Lineage: Eukaryota; Metazoa; Chordata; Actinopteri; Salmoniformes; Salmonidae
Product: C-C motif chemokine 4-like
Exons: 4
Coding region: 110-433 (107 amino acids)
Biological process (GO): lymphocyte chemotaxis; positive regulation of GTPase activity; cellular response to interleukin-1
Cellular component (GO): extracellular region
Molecular function (GO): CCR chemokine receptor binding; chemokine activity
Source: RefSeq, a predicted model, not a curated record
AGGCUCUGGUCAAGAAAGAUCAGUCAUCUCCUCUCCUCCAGCCGGUUCUAGCCUUCUGAAUCAGACAAGAACACAGUUGAGAACACCACCGAACAUCUCUAUAGCAACCAUGCAGCUGUGCUACGGACCAAUGGCGUGCCUCGCUCUCUUCGCUGUCGUCCUCUCGUUAACGGCCACUGAUGCAAACAAGGUCCACAACUGUUGCACAAAGGUCUCCAAGCAGAAAAUCACAGUUCCCAUCAUCGGCGCCAGAUUGCAGAAAAAGGCCCUUCCCUGCGUCAAUGCUGUCAUCUUCGAGACUGAAGAUGGAGAGACCAUCUGCAGCCAUUGGAAAGAGUCCUGGGUUCGAAAAGCACUCUUUCAACUGGAGACAGCCAGAAAGUCACUGGACACACAGAACACCAACGCCACCUCCCGCCCCACAUCCCCAUAGAGGACGCUCUUCACCAUCAUCAUCAUCAACGUCACUCGCUGAACUUGAGGGAUAGCGUUGUUUAAACCUGUAAUUGAAAUGAUAAACUAUUACAUUAUUUAUGCUAAAGAAGGUACAUUUAAAGCCAUCUAGAUAUUAUGAGAGAAACUGGUGUAUUUAUUAUUUAUUGCCAGUUGAAGUAUUUAUUGGGGGUUUUAUAUGUAGAUUAAAUGGCUUUGUAUGAAUUGCAGUUUGCUAUAUGCUAUUAACUUUUAGUUAAUUCAUAUGAUGUACAUCUUAAAGUCAAAGGUCAACAGCCUAUUUCAAAUUUUAAAUAAACUGGAGAUGUAAGAAUUUAUGUCAAGUAUUUAUACCAAAUAAAACAACUGAAUCCUUUGCUAUCCCA